Molecule: messenger RNA, 759 nt
Organism: Babesia ovata
Lineage: Eukaryota; Apicomplexa; Aconoidasida; Piroplasmida; Babesiidae
Product: diguanylate phosphodiesterase, putative
Exons: 1
Coding region: 1-759 (252 amino acids)
Source: RefSeq, a predicted model, not a curated record
AUGUCUGCCGAAAAAAAGGAGUAUGCUGAGAAUUGGUUGGGUCUAUGUACGCCUUUCACAUGCCUGAAUCGCAAAGAAAGGCCGACGGACGAAUAUCAAGAAAAAAUUAAUGCAGGAAUGACUGUGACAAAAGUUAGUGCAGAGUCAAAUGACUCACUGAACAGGUUGGCAAGUAUAUUUGAGGGGUUAUUCAGACUCGAUAGGCAAGUGAUUCAGCUGAAAGCCCGUGAAGCUUUUGUUAAAAGCUGUCUCACUGAUGGUGAGCAGUUCAACAUAAAAAUAAUCGCAAAAGGAAUACAUAAUGUUGAUGAGUUAACCAUGCAGAUGGUCAAAGAACACAACAUCGACAAGGAGUCCGUGGUGGAAAUAUUGAACGGAUUGAAGCUUCCCCAAAGAUCUAAGUUAACGGACGCCGUUAAAACGAUUACCUAUCACUUAAUUAACAAGCUCAGUUCUAUACAACAUGAUUUGGAUGAUUCUCUAAGGGAGUAUGACUCCUUCCACAAUGCGUCAAUCGACGAAUACGAGCAUAUGCGCAGGCGGUUCUUUGACCUCACGCUGAAAAGAAAGAAAAACGAGAACGGCAUUGAUUUCUCAGUUUCCAAAUCAGACUUUAUGUUUAUCGUCAAUUCGAAAAAUUGCAAGAUGGUCGACAUCAUAUUCAGCUUACUCGACGACGACGAAAAUGGGGCAAUUGACUGGGGUGCUUUCGAGCUCAACAGCGGAAGAAUAUUAAGCGACGCCAAAGGUUUCGUGUGA